AUGAAUGCUCUAGCCAUUAAUGAAACAUUAUCUUCUCAUCGAUAUUUAAACAUGGGUAUAUCAUUGGAAGGAGAUCAUGACUGCAAUUUAAUAAACCGAUCUCUCUGUUCUACAACAAAGAAAAGUUUAGUAGUGUCAUUUUGGCGGGAAAGCUCGCGUGACAAAUGGCUAGCGAAAAAUAUAUUAAAAUUGUUCGCUGAAGAUCAUUUUACUCGUAUCAUCAUGGUGCACGAUAAUUCGAGUUGGUUAUCGUUUCCUAAUCGUGAACGAUUGAUAUGGAUACAUGCCAACGCUCAAAAACGGUUCUGGUAUUUGAAACGUUUUCUAACGCCACCGGUUCUGAAAUCAUAUAACUAUAUUUGGGUGCUUGAUGACGAUGUAGAACUGUUAUUUGAUCCUCUGCAUUAUGAGUACGUUAUCGCCCAACUGGACAUUAGUUUAUCGUCUCCAGGCCGAGCAAAAGGCAAUAUAUCUCAUCCCAUUACACGCGUGAACAAAGAUUUUGUCAGUAAGAUCGGCCGAUGGACAGAUUUUGUCGAGAUCGGUCCCAUUUUUGUCGCAAGUUCAACCGCAUGGGAAUGUUUGUGGCAUUAUAUGAGCCCUUUUGUGGGACUAGGCUGGGGAUUUGAUCUAGUUUGGUGUAAACUACUCGCCCAUAAAUGCUCAUUGAAUACAACCAUUGAACAGUCGUGUGCAGUACUCGAUAUCUUCAUUUCUAAUCAUCUAUCGGAAUACAUCAGCUCAAUUGCCGCAGGAAGUCAAGAACUUCCAGCUUACAAGUCAUAUUAUAGCAACUUUCAUACUAAAAAAAAUAACAUUGGACCACUGGUACAUAAUCUCAAAAUUUAUUUCUCGUAUAACAAGACUAGGCAAUAA
Molecule: messenger RNA, 876 nt
Organism: Rotaria socialis
Lineage: Eukaryota; Metazoa; Rotifera; Eurotatoria; Philodinida; Philodinidae
Source: the annotation of a GenBank genome assembly